Hyaloperonospora brassicae is the source of this 951-nucleotide messenger RNA. The record is from the annotation of a GenBank genome assembly. Lineage: Eukaryota; Oomycota; Peronosporomycetes; Peronosporales; Peronosporaceae.
AUGGGGGUGUGGAUGCCCAUCGAUCGGGCGCUGUGGCCGUUGCCGUGCAGCACAAGUUGCGAGAAGAAGAAGAAGGAAGAGAGAAAGAUGGAGAGGAGGAUGGAGGCAGUGCGCUUUCUGCAGGCGGAGCGAGCGGACUGCGCGGGGAGCACGAGGCACGACGCGGUGUGGACUGCUGCGUUGUGGAGACGGGGGGAUAGAGACGCGGUGGACGUGGAGGCGAGUGGACGGACGGGUUGUUUGGGCCGUAGCGGCUGCGACACGGGCAGUGCCGUUCGGUCGAUGACGCCAGAGGAGAUCGUCAGCAUGUUGCUAGAGGACGCUGUGGAUGAACACGAGGCGGAGGAAGUGGCGGCGAUAGUGUCAGGACCUGUCGCGGGUUCGUGGAACGAUGCCGUCGUGCAGUCGCUUGCAGCGUGUGGAGGUACAGGAGCUCAUGAUGUGGACGUGGGGCUGUUGAUGGACACGUCAAGUGCAGGAAAUCGGGAGCACGUUGCUGAUGGACGAGCGACGUGCGACUGGAUCGAUGCGCUGGAGGUGGACAACAUGCCGUUGUUGCUGUCGGAGCUCGAGCUGGCACAAAGGAUACCGCCGGCGACGACGACGACGCACGCGGCGGCAAGUGCUGCUUCGAACGUGGACGCGCGGGUCUUUGUGCCGGCUUUCAGGGUGCAGAUCGAGGGCGGCUACCAGUCCCGACGACAUCGUCCUGUAGUCGGACCUGACAGCACCGAUCUGCUCGUCGGUCCGCCUGGCGUCAUGUCGAGUUUGUUGGUCGGCAAAGAGCGUGUCGGUCGGUCGAAGUGCAAGCGGCCGCUUGUCGCCACGCAGGUGGUGGACCCGUUGGUGUCCCACGCCCGACGCGCUAGUGCGGCGAAGCGUCAGCGCGUGAAGGGCCGCUUUGUCCGUGACGCGCACACGUUCGUUUCGAUCACUGCGCUCCAGCGGUAA